Molecule: messenger RNA, 2218 nt
Organism: Cicer arietinum (chickpea)
Lineage: Eukaryota; Viridiplantae; Streptophyta; Magnoliopsida; Fabales; Fabaceae
Product: C-type lectin receptor-like tyrosine-protein kinase At1g52310
Biological process (GO): protein phosphorylation
Molecular function (GO): ATP binding; protein tyrosine kinase activity
Source: RefSeq, a predicted model, not a curated record
UAUUAGUACUAACCUAAGAAAACAUAAUUCAGAAAAAUAAAAAAUAAAUACCUAAGAACGAAGAAAUGAGAGAGAAGAAGCGAGUAAUAAACACGGUUGAAAAAGGGGGACUGGAGUUGUUCAAUUCUUCAAUUAAUUCACUUACUCAUCACAGACACUACUCGAUAGUUCAGAAAUGAACAACUCUUUUUCUCCCUUUUCUCGCCACGCCAUUUUUUGACUUCAUUAUUCCGAUGGAACGCAAGUCCACGCUUCUGCAAUUCAUUCUCCUUCUAUUACCUUUAAUUGCUUUUCCUGGAAUCACUUCCAAUGCAACACUUAAUAAUGAGACUUGCGGUCACUUCGAUGCUUCACACACUAAAGCGCCAUGCCCAAAUGGUUGGGUUAUUGACCCUAACAAGACCAAGUGCUUUCUCCAUGUUGGGAGGCCUCAAUCUUGGAAUGAUUCAGAGACAUGCUGUAGUAAAUAUGGUGGACAUUUAGCAUCAUUGGCAUCGCUUCAGGAGUUACAUUUUGCUCAAAGUUUAUGUGGCGAAUCCAUCAAUAGUUGCUGGAUUGGUGGAAAAAGACACAACAAUGCAUCUGGUUUUCAGUGGAUGUGGUCUGAUAAUUCUCAAUGGAAUAAGUCCAUAUUUCCUUUGGCUAAUGUUCAACUUAAUUGUACUGGAACUGGACUAUCCUGUAAUUGGAACAGUACAGAUAAUUUAUGUACAGCAAUGAGUAAUAAUUCAAAAUUUCUCAUGAGUGAGAGAUGUGGUAAUCCUCAUGCUUCUCUGUGUAUACUUGACUUAGAUACAAAAUGUAACCAUAUGCACUGCCACAGGGAGUACCUUAUAAUCCUUGCAGUGGUGAGUGGAUUGAUACUCUCGACAACAUUAGCAGUGGUUGUCUGGCUUCUUGUAUAUAAGCGGGGCAAGAAGAGAAGACGAUCUAGAAAACUAUCUGAUCUUGCCGCUUCACUUCCAUCAUGGAAAGUCUUUACCAAAGAGGAACUAAGGUCAAUCACGAAAAACUUCAGUGAAGGAAACCGUCUUGUUGGGGAUACAAAGACUGGUGGUACAUACAGUGGGGUCCAACUAGAUGGCUCAAAGGUUGCUGUUAAGAGAUUGAAGAGAUCAAGCUUUCAGAGGAAAAAAGAGUUCUAUUCUGUAAUUGGCAGGGUUGCAAGGCUUCGACAUCCAAAUCUGGUGGCUGUGAUGGGAUGCUGUUAUGAUCAUGGUGACCGCUACAUUGUUUAUGAGUUUGUAGCUAAUGGGCCCUUAGAUAAAUGGCUACAUCACUUACCAAGGGGAGGUCGCAGCUUAGAUUGGGCUAUGAGGAUGAAAAUUGCAACAACGCUUGCUCAAGGAAUAGCGUUUCUGCAUGACAAGGUUAAGCCACAAGUUGUUCACCGAGAUAUACGAGCUAGUAAUGUGCUGCUGGAUGAGGAGUUUGGUGCACACCUUAUGGGUGUUGGCUUGUCCAAAUUUGUGCCAUAUGAAGUGAUGCAUGAGAGGACUGUGAUGGCAGGUGGAACUUAUGGGUAUCUUGCUCCCGAGUUUGUGUACAGAAACGAGCUUACAACAAAGAGUGACGUUUAUAGUUUCGGUGUCUUGCUACUUGAAAUAGUUAGCGGGCGUAGACCAGCACAAGCAGUUGAUUCUGUGGGUUGGCAGAGUAUAUUCGAAUGGGCUACACCUCUUGUUCAAGCCAAUCGCUACCCUGAACUCUUGGAUCCUCAUAUAUCUUCAUCGUCUUCUAGUAUCAUCCCAGAGACUAGUGCUAUCCAGAAGGUGGUUGACCUCGUUUAUUCAUGCACGCAGCAUGUACCUUCUAUGCGCCCUAGAAUGUCUCAUGUUGUUCAUCAGCUGCAACAGUUUGCUCAGCCACCUGCAAAAUAAAGCUAAUUUAGUUGCCAUGACUAAGCUAAUAUAGACGGACCUUAAUUUAAAACCUUGAUGUAUCUAAAUCUUGACAAUUGAAGAAAGUUUUUUCUUAAUGUAAUAGAUAUAUUAUGUACUUUAACAUGCCCUUCUUUAGGGUUGAAACUAUGUUUGCUUAAUUAUCAUGGGACAGCAGCUAGGGUUAGACUAGGUAAAUUCUGCAAAACAUACAUGUAUUGUAAUUGUACAUGGUAACUAUUAGUCUUGGUAGAAUUACUACUAGAAUUGUGUAUGACCCUUUUGCCAUUCUUAGCAAAAUUAUGAAGAGGACAUGAGUGAAAUGUGUUUAAAGGAAA